UCGAAAGUUUGUGGAUACAUAAACUAAAUUUCAAUAAUCCAUUAAAGAUGGUGUUGUUGAGGAGGAAGCUCGCUUGUUGUACAUGGAAUAGAGAAAUCAACAAAAGCAUCGACUUUGGUCAACCACCACCAAACGGAAAUAACUUGAAGAUGCCCAAAUGGUGGUGGGGGCUGGGGACACACUAGUCAUUUUCUUGCUUUUGGUUUUGGAUACUUGUUAAACAACCUAGUUGUUGGUUGGAUUCCCACCAUGUUACCUUCAGUGGCGAAGCUUGAGAUUUCAAACUGUGGGCGAAAGUCACCGGACCUAAAAGUUUCUAUAAAACUGGGGUCGAAAACGUAUACGCCCAAAAAUUUCUAUAUGAAAACUGCAUACUUUCCACUACUGAGCGAAAAGUUCUGGGCCCUCCCUUAAAAGCUUCACCCAUUGUUACCUUUUCAUUUACCCUUUCCUUAUAUUUUUCACCAAAAAAACACCAUUUUUCUUGAUUUUUAGAGUUCCAAGGAGAAAAAAAAUUAAUCGAACCAUAACCGAAGUAACCAAACUGACAGAAAACUGAUAGUUUGGUUCAGUUUUUAUCGUCUGUUUCGGAACCCGUGACCUGUUGUCUGAUGCCACCAAACCCAUACUUGAACCUUUAAUGCUAUUGCCUUGGUGCUAACUUCUCUAACCAACAAUAUUUCUUGUAACACGAUGUAGAGCGAACUAAAGGAAUAAAUGAUAAUUUUCUAAACGCAUAAACCAUUACAUUUUAAUGAAAAUCCAAUAAAUUUGGUAGUCGUUGCCAAAUCGUGUAAAACAACAAUUUCAGUGAAUUUAAUAAAAUCCACCAUUCACACGUUUUUUACAAAUGAAACAAAAAUAAAAAAAAAAAUAAAAUUUGGGAAAACAAAAUUGUGAUUUAUACCUUCAGGAAAAAGCUAACCAGCAAAAAGGAAAACAAUAUAUAAAAAUAUGAGCUAAAUAAUAAUAAUUACUUCUUAAGAUUUGGUUUUGAGUCAAUCAUCCAGGUGGCAAAUUCAAGACAUGUAUUUGUCUCCUUAAACAUUUUUUGUGUAUUAAUUUGUUAUAUUAAAAUAAUCUUCACAAUUUCUGCCCAUAUUUUUUAUCUCUAAUUAUUUUAUCAGAUGAAAAAAAGUUCAACACCCUCUACUACUACUUCCUAUAUGAACUAGUAACUAACAUAUUUAUAUGCAACUACAACACUUGCAGCAUGUGUUUGUUUUUACUGAAGAAUCUGCAUUAUUAUAGAGAUGUUUCAGGAAUUGUGACAUAUAAUGGGCUUGAAAGCUGCAUUCAGAGUGCUAACUCUUGUGAGGAUGAAAGUGUUACAACUAGAGGAGAUGAAUGUCCAACUGACUCUCUUGAUGAAGAUGCUUCAAACUCUUCUUCUGUCACUGAUGUUUACGGCUCAAUUUCUUCUCAUUGGAUGAUAAUGAAAAGGGAUGAUCAAAAGCCGGAUGAAUGGGAAAGCGCACGACAUGGUAUCACAAAAGAUGAACCAUUGUCACAAAUCUGCCAUGUGGAAAUAAUGAAAGAAACAUUUUCAAAACUCUUGUUGGGUGAAGAUACUACAGGAGGGAGCAAGGGUCACUCCUCUGCUUUGGCUUUGUCCAAUUCCAUAACGAAGCUCGCCCAAUCUGUUUUCGGGGAGCUAUGGAAACUAGAGCCUCUACCAGAGGACAGAAAGGACAGGUGGCGAAGAGAAAUGGAAUGGUUGCUUGCCCCUACUAACUAUAUGGUCGAGUUGGUUCCUGCUAAGCAAUAUGGCGCUAACGGCCGGGCUCUAGAGAUCAUGAGACCAAAAGCCCGUGCAGAUGUUCACAUUAAUCUUCCGGCUCUACAGAAGUUAGACUCCUUGCUUCUUGAAAUGCUAGAUACAAUGACAAAUACCGAGCAUUGGUAUGAAGAAGGUAGCCGAUCAGAAGGAAAAAACAAGAGUGUUGAAGAAGGUGAAAGAUGGUGGCUUCCAAUGCCACGAGUACCCGCAGGUGGACUCUCUAAUGGCAAGAGGAAAAGGUUGCUGAAUCAGGCGAAAUUGGUUCACCAAAUAUUCAAGGCUGCCAAGUCUAUAAAUGAAACCAUCCUGGCUGAAAUGCCUAUACCAAAGAUCAUUGGACAGGCACUUCCUAAGUCUGGAAAGGCAAACCUUGGUGAUGAUCUUUAUAGGACUCUAAAUACAGCCUCUUACUCAGCUGUAGGAAUGCUGAAUUCACUUAACAUAAAGUCCGAACACAAUGCCCUGGUAACCAUUAACAGACUAGAAGCCGCAAUAUACGCAUGGAAAGAAAGAGUCUCGAUACAAAAAACCAGCACUAAAUCUCCAGCAAGAACAGUAUGGUCCUUCAAAGAUCCUUCGGAGCUCAAUAAGAUGGAGUUUCUGAUAAACCGAGCUGAAGUUCUUAUGCAGCAAAUUAGAAACCGAUACCCAAACCUUCCUCAAUCCUUUCUCCAUGUCAUGAAAAUCCAAUACGGAAAGGAUAUCGCCUACGCGAUUUUGGAAGCUUAUUCUCGGGUUCUUGGAAACUUGGCAUUUAACAUGCUCGCUAGAAUUGGAGACAUUUGUCACGAGGAUGAAUCGGUCAAUCCUAACUCACCGAUGCCAAUGGGAUUCUCAGGCAUUGUAAGUGCAAGGCACACACUCUUUGAUAAGAUGAACUACAUAGAUGGAAAACUGAGUUUGUUAAAAGCUGAAAAGGCUUCGUAUACGCCAUUCUUAGGUGAUGAAACAAAUACAGAUUCAAUCGCAGCGACACCUAGUCGAAUCCCUCAUUGUUGUAUAGGUAAAGAGGUUUGUUAUACACCCCCUAAAAUGUCACCUUAGUUCAGUUAUGUAAAUGGUAUGCUAUGUAAGUACGAGAAACGUAUACAAAACCUACAUACUUCCAAAUAAAAUGCGGUUAUUUCGCUAAAA
Helianthus annuus (common sunflower) is the source of this 2914-nucleotide messenger RNA. RefSeq names its product rop guanine nucleotide exchange factor 14. Gene Ontology annotation, molecular function: guanyl-nucleotide exchange factor activity. The coding region runs from base 1214 to 2824 and encodes 536 amino acids. The record is from RefSeq and is a predicted model, not a curated record. The transcript is spliced from 8 exons. NCBI's taxonomy places the organism in Eukaryota, Viridiplantae, Streptophyta, Magnoliopsida, Asterales, Asteraceae.